Messenger RNA from Camelus dromedarius (Arabian camel), 2820 nucleotides. RefSeq names its product testis specific serine kinase 4 (gene TSSK4). Gene Ontology annotation, cellular component: cytoplasm. Lineage: Eukaryota; Metazoa; Chordata; Mammalia; Artiodactyla; Camelidae. Gene Ontology annotation, molecular function: protein serine/threonine kinase activity; ATP binding. The transcript is spliced from 4 exons. Gene Ontology annotation, biological process: protein phosphorylation; intracellular signal transduction. The coding region runs from base 1714 to 2718 and encodes 334 amino acids. The record is from RefSeq and is a predicted model, not a curated record.
AAAAUCCUGACACGCUUUGGUCUCUAUGUUUUUAUUCUUAUUUAUCUGUAUGUGUUUGGGCAUAUCUUAAUUUGUAUUGCAGAUUAUUGUGGAAAAGUUCACCCUGAUCUGUCCCAGCUAUUUUAAGGGGAUCUGCUAUUAGGGGAGUUCCCCUGGAGAUCAGCCCUUGGCGCAUUGACUUCCUUUGGCCACCUGGAAGCAACAUGUAAGGAACCUGACUUAAGGUUCCCUCUUCCCUGGUAAAGAAAGUGGAAAAUCACAAGUGGCUUCUGGCCUGAAAUGUCCUUCAUUUAUUCACUUCAGCCCUCUCUGACCCAACCCUCCUCCCUGGAGGAGGGGGUGAGAUUCCAGGAAGUACAGGGUUGAGUUUUUAGACAAUCAAUUAAUUUUGUAAUUAGAAAAGUAACUUAGAAAAUGGCUUUGGAGGAGACUUUUAAGUUACAACCACCUGGUCAUUAAAGCCAGAAAUCUGGGCCUCUUUCACAAUUAACAACCCCCUCCUCCCAUAAGUUCAGUGCCACCAAGACUUCUCUGCUUUUGUCUCGAUUAUCCUCCAAAUUGCCCUCCAUGCUGCCUUGGUUCAGGCCCCAUCCCCUCACCUAAAUUACCGUGGCAGCCAUGUUGCUAGUCUCUGGGUCACCUCUUCCCUUGGAUCCAUGUUACACACUGCAGCUGCAAGGAUUUUUUUUUCUUUUCUUUUUAAUCUUAAAGGUGCCCUAUUUCCUGCAACAGUGAUUUUUUUUUUAACUUUUAGUACAAAUUUUAAAAGGUCGCUUUCCAUUUACAGCUAUUACAAAAUACUCACUAUAUUCCUCAUGUUGUACAAUACAUCCUUUGCCUGUCUUACACGAAUAGUUUGUACCUCCCACUCUCCCAACCCUAUACUGCCCCUCUCCUCUCAUCCCCACCGGUAACCACUGGUUUGUUCUCUCUCUCUGUGAGUCUCCUCCUUUUUGUUAUGUUCACAAACUGGCAACAGUGGUUCUUAAAUCUUGGUGUGCAUCAGAUUCAGUCAGAAACUUGUUAAAAAUACAGAUACCUGGGUCCCACCAAAUUAGGAUCUUGGGGAAGGAGGUCACUGGGCAUCAGUAUUUUUUAACAAGCUCUAAUUUUGAUGCAAACCAAAAUUUAACCAUGAGUACAUACAAUACCUUGCAGUUCUCAGUAAUAUGCUCACACUCGGAUGUCUCGUGCUAGAUUUUAAACGCUAGCAGCACAGGUGAUCUACUGGCCUUAUUGGUUACCUUCUUCCAGGACUCAGCACACUGCCUGGCACAGAGUAGGUGCUCAAUAAAUGUGACUGGUUGAAAUGGACCAGAUCCAUGGAGGGAGUCUCACCGGAUUACAGAGGUGCCUCCAGCAAUGAAUAUGUUCCAAAUUGCACUUCCUUCUCAAGCCUUGUGGCCAGUGGUGGAUAGAAGGUGAAUUAUGAUGUGUCAGAACAUAGGACCUUGGGGAGUUCCGUAACCAAGAGGAGAAAGAAGUAACAACAGCCAGUAAAGACAGAAAGAACUGCUUCUCCCUUCUUCCCCCUCCAAGUUCCUAGUGGAGAGCUGAGCCCAGCAUCCCAGACUUGUGUGACUACACAGGCGAGCUUCUGAAGACUAACUUCACUUUGGUACCCUAGCCUUCAGCAGCUCAAGGCGUUGGCUUUCAGAGCAGACAAGAGGCUUUUAAGUAGCAGAGCUCCCUGCUCUCAGCAAGCCCAACACCAUGGGGAAGGGAGACACCUUGGAAGCAGCACCAACCACCUCGACCUACCGCUCUGUCAUGGAGGAGUAUGGUUACGAAGUAGGCAAGGUCAUUGGCAAUGGCUCCUAUGGGACGGUGUAUGAGGCUUACUACACAAAGCAGAAGGUCAUGGUGGCUGUCAAGAUGAUCUCAAAGAAGAAGGCCUCUGAUGACUACCUUAACAAGUUCCUGCCCCGUGAGAUACAGGUGAUGAAGGUCCUGCGGCACAAGAACCUCAUCAACUUCUAUCAGGCCAUCGAGACCACAUCCCGAGUGUACAUCAUUCUGGAGUUGGCUCAGGGUGGUGAUGUCCUUGAGUGGAUCCAACGCUAUGGGGCCUGCUCUGAGCCCCUUGCUGGCAAGUGGUUCUCCCAGAUGACCCUGGCCAUCGCCUACCUGCACAGCAAGGGCAUCGUGCACCGCCUUUCUGCUGCUGGUAGGGACUUAAAGUUGGAGAACCUGCUGCUGGACAAGCGGGAGAACGUGAAGAUAUCGGACUUUGGCUUCGCCAAGAUGGUGCCUUCUAACCAGCCUGUGCGGAGUAGCCCUUCCUACCGCCAACUGAACUGCUUUAGCCACCUCAGCCAGACCUACUGUGGCAGCUUUGCUUAUGCGUGCCCGGAGAUCUUGCUAGGCCUGCCCUACAACCCUUUCCUGUCUGACACCUGGAGCAUGGGCGUCAUCCUCUACACUCUAGUGGUCGCCCAUCUGCCCUUUGAUGACACCAAUCUGAAGAAGCUGCUGAAAGAGACUCAGAAGGAGGUCACUUUUCCACCCAACUACCCCAUCUCCCAGGAAUGCAAGAACCUGGUCCUCCAGACCCUACGCCAAGCCAGCAAGCGUGCCACCAUCCUGGACAUCAUCAAGGAUCCCUGGGUUCUCAAGUUCCAGCCUGAGCAACCCACCCACGAGAUCAGGCUGCUCGAGGCCAUGUGUCAGCCCCCCGGCACCACUAAUCAUCACCAGUCCUUGGCAGUCAAUACCUGAAAGAGGCUGAGGGAGGAGGGGGCUGAGAGGAGAGCACAGCAGGAGGGUCUGGGGCUAAAAAUCUUUUAUACCAAAAAUAAAUCUAAUUCUGUUUUAGUUUCA